AUUCAAUAAUAUUAUUAAACUAGAAUUACGCAAAAUGAAUAGAUUCCUUUGUACCUUUGCCGCUAUUGUCGCCGUUGCCAAUGGUUACGCAGUUGGUGGAGGUGGUGGUUAUGGUGGUCGCGGUGGUAGCGGUACCGUAAUCGGUGGACAAGCCUACCAAAUUUUGCCUGCUUUGCAAGUGCAAACUAUUGCUGCCGCUGGUGGCUCCUCAGCUGGUUAUGGUGGCUCCUCAGCUGGUUAUGGUGCAUCGUCGGGUAGCUAUGGUGCAUCGUCGGGUGGUUACGGUGGCUCAUCGAAUGGAUAUGGUGCGUCCAGUGCACCAUCGAUUGAUAUUGGACAAUUAUUGGCCGCCGUUGGUGGUGACCUUACCGCACAAGAAGCUGCCCAAUUAGUAAAUUCUUUGCCUUCAGCUGGCGGUCCAAUCAUUGACACCAGUGGUUCAUCGGCUGGUAGCAGCCAUCAAGGUUCAUACCCUUCGGGCGGUAAUCUAGCUUAUGUUAUUCAAUCUGGUGGUAGCUCAUACUCUGCACCAGCACCUGCUGCUUCAUACAGUGCCCCAGCACCAGCGCCAGCUGCUUCGUACAGUGCUCCAGCUCCUUUACAGUGCUCCAGCACCAGCGCCAGCUCCUUCUUACAGUGCUCCAGCUCCUUCUUACAGUGCUCCAGCUCCUUCUUACAGUCUCCAGCACCAGCGCCCGCACCAGCUGCAUAUAGUGCUCCUGCACCUGCUGUAUACAGUGCUCCAGCACCAGCUGCAUAUAGUGCUCCUGCACCUGCUGUAUACAGUGCUCCAGCACCAGCGCCCGCACCUGCUGCAUAUAGUGCUCCAGCACCUGCUGCAUACAGUGCUCCGGCUCCUGCUGCAUACAGUGCUCCUGCAUCAUCUGGCUAUGGUGCCUCAGCUCCUGCCGCCGCUGCUCCAGCUGCAGCACAUCAGCCAUCAGCAGCCGCUGCUGCCAGCUAUAUCUCAGGCAGUUACGGUGCUGCCUACGCACCCGCACCCGCCCCUGCUGCUGGUGGUGCUUAUUAAAUCUGUGAUAUUAAAUAUUUUCACUAAAUUCAGUGUUCGAUCAAAAGUAUAGAAUAAAACGCGAUAUUUCGAACAAAG
This is a messenger RNA of Ceratitis capitata (Mediterranean fruit fly), 1108 nucleotides long. It is a transcript of the gene Cp18, whose product is annotated as skin secretory protein xP2. Lineage: Eukaryota; Metazoa; Arthropoda; Insecta; Diptera; Tephritidae. The record is from RefSeq and is marked provisional.